Molecule: messenger RNA, 711 nt
Organism: Caenorhabditis remanei
Lineage: Eukaryota; Metazoa; Nematoda; Chromadorea; Rhabditida; Rhabditidae
Exons: 6
Coding region: 1-711 (236 amino acids)
Biological process (GO): proteolysis
Cellular component (GO): cytoplasm
Molecular function (GO): calcium-dependent cysteine-type endopeptidase activity
Source: RefSeq, a predicted model, not a curated record
AUGUCGACAGUGUGUUCAACUAUUAAAUCACAAGAAGAUGGAUUGCCGAAGGAAUGCGAAGAAUGGGUUCAACUGUUCUUGAAGAAUUUCGGACCAGAUGAAGUCUUCUACGACGCAGAAUUUGAUUUCAGCAAUGGAAAGCAAGGGAAUAUUGGAGACUGUUGGCUGAUAGCUCCGCUGAUGACAAUUGCAAGAAGACAGAAGUUGUUGGAAUGGAUUAUACCACCUACAGAUUACUCUUUGAAACACGGAAUUUUUCUUGUCAGAAGAUUCUUCAACGGAGAGUGGCAGAUCGUUGUUGUCGAUGGUCAUUUGCCUCUUAAUGAAAAGGGUUUUGCACAAUUCGCAUACACAUUCUACGAUAGAUUGUGGCCCUGCUUGAUCGAGAAAGCAGUGGCAAAGAUGUUGGGUGGAUACCAUAAACUAAAUGGAGGAAACCCGAUAUCAGCGUUCAAAUAUCUCACAGGUUCGAGUUGUCUAAGGAUCACGCUGAAUAAGGACACCGAUUUGGACAUGUUGUGGACAAAAUUAAAAGAAUAUCAAUCUUGUGGGUUCUUGAUGACACUUAGCUCUCCCGAAAAAUAUGAAGACUUUUUGAAGAAAGGACUCGCAAAUAACCACGUAUACUCACUACUAGACACUUGUAUUCAUGAAGGUCAUCGAUUGGUUUUGAUUGGAGCUACGAAUGAUACUAAAUGGAAGGGAAAGUGA